GCUCCUCCCCCUACUCACUUCCACACGAUUUAUGCCUUAAGAUGGUAAAAAGCGUCACCAUUUUUCCAAUGCGAAGUAACUAGUUUGAGAACGUACCAAGAGAAACGCAACGCAAAUCCAAUGUAUCGGCUUCGAUUACGCGAUGAGACCAGCGAGCCGGGUCACUAACUGAAAAAGCCAUGCUAUCACGUCACAUUUAACUCUGGUCUAAAAUGUCCGAGAAUGGAAAUCAAGCGAUGGAAACAGUGAGAAACCGUGUCUCUGGUGGUCACUCAUGGAACAUCAGAACUGGUAGAUCACGAAGGAGACCUGGACAUAGACAAGAGCAUAAUGAAACAUCAGAUGACUUCCAACAGCAGAAGGGAGUGGUCCCUUUUAAAACAGGUAGUACUUUUGCCCAGAACAAUGCCAAAAGAGGCUACCGCCAUUCUUCUCAGACAUUUCGUUCAGAGACUCAACCCAGUGAUGCUGCUUGGAAUCAAAUACCUCGUAGAUCCCAGAGUGGGUUGCAGAGGAGUGGUGCAAGGCAAAAAGAGCAUACAUCUAGAACGACCCAGCCACUUGUUUCCCAAAGGACAGUCAGUCAACCUAAUCUGUUGAACAUUAAUGAUAAUGGAAGUAAGGUUCCCACAGACCAUUGCAAAAAACUCCACAGAAGUCAGAAGUUGGAUAUGAGAGCACUUGAGACAAUUCUACAAAUGGAGCCAUCUGAAAUAGUCAUGAAACUGGCAGCACCAGGCAGUGGUUUGAACAAUUUACUAAACACAGAAGAAGAGACCAGUGACUCUGUCUUAUCUAAAAUUCUUGAUGUUCUCAGCAAAGCAUGCAGCAGUCGAACGAAUAGACAGAACUUGCAGCAUCUUCUUGUUGAGGUGAAAGAGUCUAAGUUUGUGAAAUGUUUAUUGCCCCUGUUUAUUAUGAACAUAGAUAAACCCAAAGACCAGUUGGAGAUGGAAGGUACCAUAGAUAAAAUCAACAAAAUAAUGGACCUCUACUUAACAUUAGUGGACAUCUUUCCAUCAAGUACUAUUGUGGUUGUAUCCCUUGGUCUUGCAGUUUUGGAGACUCAAAUGUCAAAACUGCAAAGCUAUACAGGUAUCAGUGUUCCAAAGGAAACACAAAAUAAGGUGGAGAAGCUUCAGAUGAUAGUUACACAUCUGAAAAACAAGAAACAUGAAAGAACUUUCCAGUCAGACAGUUACACCUUGCUUUUGGAAGAUUAUGAUGAGUCAAGUAUUGAAAAUUUCAGGGUCAUGUCAAUAUUUCCAAGUUUUGGAGAUAUACACACGACCAAGAAGCCAUUCAUUAGGCCCAACAUUAUCACUGAGAAGUUUGCAGACAGUGACACCUACCUGGACACGCACUUCCGGCUUCAGAGGGAAGACUUUGUUAAGCCCUUGAGAGAUGGAAUUUCACAACUCCUAAUGGGCAAUGACAAUGACAAAAUGCAACAAAGACUUGACAUUCGAGUUUAUUUUAAUGCCUCCAUUACUUCUCCUGUAUGUACUCCAAAAGGAAUAUUGUACCAAAUUAGGUUUGACACAAAGAACUUGAAAUAUGUCAACUGGGAGACCUCGAAGAGGCUCCUCUAUGGAGCACUGAUUUGCCUGUCUAUGGACAAUUUUAGAACAAUGAUUUUUGCCACUGUUGGCCACAGAGAUAUAAAAGAACUUAAAAAAGGUGUUGUAAAUGUCUUCUUCAAUGACGAGAAUAGGGUGAGACUUGCAAAUAUCUCUCAAAAGUCGUCAUUCUUAAUGGUUGAGACAACAGCCUUUUUUGAAGCUUACAGACAUGUCCUUGAAGGUCUACAGGAGAUAAAUGCAGAAGACCUGCCAAUGCAGAAGUAUAUUGUAAUGUGUGAAUCUGACAUCACUCCUCCUAAGUAUCUACAAGACAAUAAAGGCAAUUAUAGUCUUUGGGCACUGAUGAAUGAUUGUGCAAAAAUUUCCAAUUUACAAAAGCCGGCACUGCAAAACAGAAAACAACAGUUUCAACGGCCUGUUUAUCAGAGGCAACUUGUGGGAAAAGAGGGGGAUGUGAAGAAUAUUUUAAAUUUGAAUGAUUGGCCUAGUAAAGAGAAUCUCAAAUUAGAUACUUCUCAGAUGAAAGCUGUGCAGCUGGCAUUGACAAAGGAACUUGCCAUAAUCCAAGGCCCCCCAGGAACAGGAAAGACUCACGUUGGUCUUAAGAUUGUCAAGGCACUCUUGGAUAAUGCUCAGGUCUGGGGCAUUGGUUGUAGCAGUCCUAUUCUGGUUGUUUGCUACACAAACCACGCAUUGGACCAGUUCUUGGAAGGCAUCCUCAAGUACAUGACAGAUCCACUUGGGCUGGUGCGAGUUGGGGGACGAUCCUCCAGCGACAUUAUCAAAAACUAUUCUCUCAACAAACUGAGAAGCAACCAGAGGGCUUCAAGGGCUUGUUUACCUGGACACCUAAAAGCUAUGCAUUCGGAUCUUAAAGAAAAGAUGAAGAAGGCUGAGGAGGAAGUUGGAAGAAAUGCUUCUUUGCUUGAAAUCUCUGAAAAUGGAAUUCUGAAUGAGUCUAUCCUGUGCGAGCACAUCGUAUCUCUUCAUGGAAGCAGCCUGGAAGCUGGAAGGCCUUUGGAAGAGUACUAUGUGGGGAGUGAGAGGGAGCAGUCUGUGAUUUUAGAGUGGCUUGGAAUCUCUGUGAUUAACAGUGGUCCACACUGCAUGGGCGGGGGCAAUGGAGUCAGUGAGAAUGCUGAAGGCGCCACCCAGGAGGAAGGCUUAGCACAAGACCUUGACUGCCUGUCAUGGUCUCCUCAAGCAGCGUGUGGAGACAAUGUUGGGGAGGCCCUGAUGGAUGCAGUUAGUGAUGACAACACCCUAGAUUGCUUUGAGCAGGAGCAGGCUGAGAGAAUGAUGGAAGGAGACAAUGUUGAAAAGCACAUCCAGAGCGCCCACAACAGGAUCUACACCAUGGAGAGAGAAGCCAUGGCCUGUGUGCUCAAGGAGGAGGAGGAAGAGCUCAGAGAUAAAAAUGAAGAGGAUGGUUACGACCAAGGGUGGGAAAUAACUAAAGAAAUGAAGAAGAGGUUGAAACGGUUCAUAAAGGCAGAACUUAAGAAGACUGACCACAUGACAAAGACGGAGGCUUUGAGGAUCUCUAACCUCUGGGCUCUGCCCAGCAUACAGCGGUGGAGCCUCUACCGACUUUGGGUCUCCUUGUUCCGGCAAGACCUGAAGGAAAAGCUUCUGGAAUCUGAGAACAACUUCCAGAGAAUAAUCGAGCGCUUGGAUGAACUAAGAAACGCUGAGGACGAGAUGAUCCUGAAGAAUGCCAGCAUCAUUGGCAUGACAACCACAUGUGCUGCCAGAUACCGCAAGGUUCUGCAAGGCAUUCAGCCCAAGAUUGUGGUGGUGGAGGAAGCUGCGGAGGUUAUGGAGGCACACAUUGUGAUGGCGCUGACCCCAGGCUGCGAGCACCUCAUCCUGAUCGGAGACCACCAGCAGCUUCGCCCCAGUGCAACAGUCUAUCAGCUUGCCAUUAAUUUCAAUCUGGAGGUGUCGUUGUUCGAGAGGCUGAUCAAAAUGAAAAUUCCAUAUGUUCGUCUUGACUAUCAGCAUCGCAUGAGACCGGAGAUUGCACGUCUGCUAACACCAUAUAUCUAUGACCAGCUGGAGAAUGAUUCUUCGGUCUAUGAGUAUGAAAACAUCAAGGGUGUCACUUCAAAUGUCUUCUUUGUGGAACAUGAGCACCUUGAAGAGAACAUCUCUGAAGGCCGAAGUCACCAGAACAAGCAUGAGGCCACCUUUGUCAAGGCUCUCUGUUAUUACUUUAUCUGUCAGGGGUAUAAUCCUUCCCAGAUUACGGUUCUUACCACAUACACCGGUCAGCUCUUUUGCCUGAAAAAGAUUAUGGAUAAGAAAAAAUUUGGUGAUGUUAAACUGUCUGUUGUAGAUGGAUACCAGGGAGAGGAGAAUGAUAUAAUAAUACUGUCCUUGGUUAGAAGCAAUAAGGAAGGAAAGGUGGGUUUCCUGAGUAUACCAAACCGUGUUUGUGUGGCUCUGUCUAGGGCGAAAAAAGGCCUGUUCUGCAUCGGAAACAUGUCGAUGCUUUCUACCGUCCCACUGUGGGGCAAGAUCAUAAAGGAGCUCAGGAGUCAUGGGGAGAUUGGCAAAGCAUUGAACCUGCGCUGCAAGAACCAUCCUGGCACCAUCACUACUGUGUCUGAGGAAGCAGACUUCUCAAAGGUACCCCUAGGGGGAUGCUCCGUGCCCUGCGAACAUCAGCUCGACUGUGACCAUGGUUGCCCCAGGCUCUGCCACCCGGUUGAUGACCACAAGCAGUAUAAAUGCAUGAAGCCCUGCACCAAGACACUAUGUCAGUUCAAACACAAGUGCCCGAAGGUGUGUUCAGACAUUUGUGGGAAAUGUAAGGUGCCUGUCACUAAGGUAAUUCCCAGAUGUAAUCAUGAGCAGCUUGUUCCUUGCUCGGUUGAUCCGGAGGAGUUUGUCUGUACUGUUCCAUGCACAAAGACCUUACAGUGUGGCCAUGCCUGUAUCCGCAAAUGUGGGGAAUCUUGCACAUCCCGUUGUCCCCAGAAUGUCACUGUGGAUUUAGAUUGUGGUCAUCAAAGAGUCUUGCCAUGCCACAUAAAGCAGGAGGUUGACUGCAAACAGGGGAAAAUCCAGUGUUUGAAAAAAUGUAACGCUCAGUUGGACUGUGGCCACAUGUGCACUGGGAAAUGUUUCCAGUGCAACAACGGAACCGCACAUAUUACGUGUGUUGCUCAGUGUGAAGUUCAGCUGAUCUGCUCACACUGUUGCAAGGAGAAGUGCGGGGCGAGCUGUGUUCCCUGUUUCCAGCCUUGUAAAAACCAAUGUCUGCAUCAGAUAUGCCCAAAGGUGUGCAGUGAGGCUUGUCAGCCUUGUACCCAGCCCUGCCCCUGGCAAUGUAGGCAUCAGCGCUGCACUCGGCUGUGCCACGAGCCCUGUGACAGACUCCCCUGCCAGAUGCCCUGCUUUAAACGGCUACCCUGCCAACAUCAGUGCAUUGGCAUGUGCGGUGAACCGUGCCCAGAUAAGUGCCGGAUCUGUGAUGCCGGGGAUGUGCAAGAGCUCUUCUUUGGGAAAGAAGCUGACCCAGAAGCUCACUUUGUACAGCUGUCAGACUGCAGGCAUAUUUUCGAAGUGACUGGUUUCGACUCUUGGAUGGGGUCUCCGGAUGGGAACAGAAUCAAGUUUAAGAGUUGCCCCAAAUGCUGCAUGCCUAUCCUCAGGACCGUGCGAUACGGUGCCGUGGUCAAACUUCUGCUGUCUGACAUCGAGUUGUUGAAGAGUAGGGCAGCCAAGAUGUAUUCAGAGUACAUUAAAAACUCUGUGAGGGGGAGGAUAAAGCAGGGGAUAAAUUGCCAAUUUUUUUCCCUUCUCCUCCCCAGGUUAGAAGAUCACUUAGAUUUAAGUGGAGCUCACAAUAUUCACAGACAAGUUGUGCUUCUAUCCCAUCUGGCUGAUAUAACCCUGAACACAGCUCAACUGCCAAAAAGCCUGCGGGUCGAAAUCGACCUGAAGGUACAGAGCUGCAGUAAAAAUGUCACCCAUGUGACGCAGUUAGGAUGGGUUCUCGAGAAUGAUGUCAGGAGGAUUCAGGUCUUUGCCGAAGCCCUAGUGUAUUUGGACAGACUUAAUCAUUCCCAAGCUCAUGUGUCAGUGGAAUUCAUGCAAGAGCGAAAGUCGCUGGAUGACAUCCUCCAUAGACUCCGUUAUAGGCUGACAGAGGUGGACCUUAAUCAUAUACGUCUCACUCUCCGUAGCAUUUCGGAGAAGGUGAAAACACCGAUUGAGUGGCGGGCAUUGAAAGAAUCAGACGUCAGUGCUGAUAUCUGUGGUUUUCUGAAACUCAGCCACUGGUCCAAAUGUACUGAGGGUCACAUUUACUACAACCGGUCGGCUGACAGUGUGCAGGAAACUUUUUGUUGCCCAGAAUGCUUAACCAUCUAAACCAAUUGCAAGUGUUUCUGGAAUCUUGCACUAAAACGCCAUUUAUAAAAUACUAUUAAAUUCAUCCUCAGAUCUGUAACAUCUGUAACUGUACGGUUUGAGCUGAGAUAAGAUGUGUCUUAAUAUCGAUAAAUAUAGCAAAAAAACUUUACCACAAGAUGUUUAGUGUAUUAUUUUGCUAAGUUAGUGCUAAUGUAGCACGUUCAUUUUUUAAUUUAGUCUUUUAAUGUGAUAGUUGCACAAAAUCCAGUUUUUUGUUCAACCUGAUACUCCGUAAAUUAGUUUUUUUUUUAUUUGACCAGAGCACAUGGAAAUUUGUUACCGUUUUGUGCCGUAAGAGCAAUUUAAAAAGGGACCUCGGCAACGACAGCUGCAUCGACGCCCUCAGAGUGAGACCGGUUGCACUAGGUUGUUGCAGAAUUUAUUGUAAUGUUUUUCAUAAUUCUUGCUCCAGUGCUAACUUGCCCUUGUCUAGUAAGAACCCAAUCCUCAUGGUGUGAAUAGUUGUCAGAUUCCUGGAUUGUUUUAUAAUGUUUUACUUAGCUCCAGUUCUGUAAUGUUAGCAUGCACUUGUCUGUAGUCAUUCAUUAGAAGCUUAGCCUAGCAACAUUUAUACCGAAGCUGAUUUCUUCACAACUGCAAUGUUUGGGAUGUAUUACCUACUUCAUUUGUACAUCACUUGUGACAAAAGGGUUUGCUAAACAAAGAGAUAAUAAAUAAAUGAAAGUAUCCAAG
Messenger RNA from Paramormyrops kingsleyae, 6698 nucleotides. Its product is annotated as NFX1-type zinc finger-containing protein 1-like. Gene Ontology annotation, cellular component: nuclear RNA-directed RNA polymerase complex. NCBI's taxonomy places the organism in Eukaryota, Metazoa, Chordata, Actinopteri, Osteoglossiformes, Mormyridae. The record is from RefSeq and is a predicted model, not a curated record. Gene Ontology annotation, biological process: regulatory ncRNA-mediated heterochromatin formation. Gene Ontology annotation, molecular function: helicase activity.